This is a messenger RNA of Pogoniulus pusillus (Red-fronted tinkerbird), 1300 nucleotides long. RefSeq names its product homeobox B3 (gene HOXB3). Gene Ontology annotation, molecular function: DNA-binding transcription factor activity, RNA polymerase II-specific; RNA polymerase II cis-regulatory region sequence-specific DNA binding. The transcript has 2 exons. Bases 1 to 1203 code for a protein of 400 amino acids. Gene Ontology annotation, cellular component: nucleus. Gene Ontology annotation, biological process: embryonic skeletal system morphogenesis; anterior/posterior pattern specification; regulation of transcription by RNA polymerase II. NCBI's taxonomy places the organism in Eukaryota, Metazoa, Chordata, Aves, Piciformes, Lybiidae. The record is from RefSeq and is a predicted model, not a curated record.
AUGCAGAAGACGACCUACUACGACAGCUCCACGCUCUUUGGGGGUUACUCCUACGGGAGUGCCAAUGGGUUUGGUUACGAGGGUCCCCAGCAGCCCUUCCAGACGGCAUCUCAUGUGGAGAACGACUACCAGAGGUCUGCCUGCUCCCUCCAGUCUCUUGGCAACACAACCCCACACGCAAAAAGUAAAGACCUGAACGGGAGCUGCAUGCGUCCAAGCUUGCCCCAGGAGCACCAUCCGCCUCCCCCAGUCUCCCCACCCUCAAACCCUGCCGCCAACAGCGCCAGUAGCAACAGCAAUAACCAGUCGGGAAGCAGUAAAACUGCCCCCAGCAAAGCCAACCUCAGUGCAAACGCCACUCUCACCAAGCAGAUUUUCCCCUGGAUGAAAGAAUCGAGGCAAAACUCCAAACAGAAAACCAGCUCCCCCAGCACAGCAGAAACCUGCAGCGGGGAGAAAAGCCCUCCGGGCUCCUCGGCCUCCAAGAGAGCCCGCACAGCCUACACCAGCGCUCAGCUGGUGGAGCUGGAGAAGGAAUUCCACUUCAACCGCUACCUGUGCAGACCCCGGCGCGUGGAGAUGGCCAACCUGCUGAACCUCAGCGAGAGGCAGAUCAAGAUCUGGUUUCAGAACAGGAGGAUGAAGUAUAAGAAAGAUCAGAAGUCGAAGGGCAUGGGGUCUUCUUCCGGAGGACCUUCCCCCACCGGCAGCCCCCCCCAGCCCAUGCAGUCCUCGGCUGGCUUUAUGAACGCCUUGCACACCAUGAGCAGUAACUAUGACGCCCCCUCGCCGCCUUCCUUCAACAAACCCCACCAAAAUGCCUAUGCCAUGUCAACUAACUACCAAAACCCCAUCAAAGGCUGCCCUUCCCAACAGAAAUACGCCAACACCGCCCCUGAAUACGACCCCCACGUCUUACAAGGGAAUGGGGUGGCCUACGGGACUCCCACUAUGCAGGGCAGCCCCGUCUAUGUUGGAGGCAACUAUGUGGAUUCUAUGCCCACCUCUGGCCCAUCCCUUUAUGGCCUCAAUCAUCUGCCACAUCACCAGGCUGCCAACAUGGACUACAGCGGGCCCCCUCAGAUGCCCCCAAGCCAGCACCACGGACCGUGUGAGACCCACCCCACCUACACGGACCUUUCCACGCACCACGCUUCUUCUCAGGGCAGAAUCCAAGAGGCUCCCAAGUUGACCCACCUGUGAUAGGGAGCAGGGGCAGGCUCAGGUGAAGCUGAUGGGAACCCCCACCAUGGGGCCUGGGAGAGGGGAAAAGGGCAGGAUGGGCUUCAGGAACAUUUGU